AGGAUUCCCAAGCAUGUGACAAAGGACCUAAAGGAUAAAUCAGUGCCAAAGAACUUACAAAAUGCCAGCAAGCAUAUCUGUUUGUGCUGCUCGCCCUAAAGGCUGGAUGGAUGAGAGAGUAGAAGGCACCAGUACUUUCAGGGCAGAUUACAUUCUUGACUUUUACCAGGGAAUGGCUCCUUUCUUCAUAAGAGCUAAAGCAUGUGCAGUGCCGACAAAUGAGUUUGACUCAUCAGAUGAAGAACCCUUGGAAGAAGAGCAGACACCUUUUCAAGUAUCCUGGCUUGCCCUCUCACCAGUUUAUUCCCAGUUUCUAGGAAUAUGUGCAUUACCAGGUUGCCGGUUCAAAAAUAUAAGAAGAAGCCUUCAAAAGGACAUAGAGGAAUUGAAGAGCUAUGGAGUACAGGAUAUAUUUGUACUCUGUACCAGAGGAGAACUUUCCAGGUACCGAGUCCCGCACCUCCUAGAGGCAUAUCAGAACCAGGGGAUCAUUGUGCACCAUCACCCCAUUCCUGAUGGAGAGACACCAGAUAUUGCCCAGUGCUAUGUGAUUCUAAACGAACUUAGGAGCUGCCUUGAAUGUAAUCGGAAGACCUUAAUACACUGUUACGGUGGACUUGGACGAUCCUGUCUGAUUGCAGCUUGUCUCCUGCUUCAGAUAUCUGACACAGUUGCCCCACAGCAAGCCAUAGACAGUCUGAGAGACUUGAGAGGUUCAGGUGCAAUACAAACUAUAAAGCAAUACAACUACCUCCAUGAUUUUCCAGAGACCUUGGCAGCCCAUACAUUGACAGAAGGCACAACAGCAAGAUCAGUAUCCCGAUAAUGCCAAAACAGUGGAAUUGGGCUACCUGUUAUAUAUACAUCACAUAGUGUUCCCUUUGUGAACACAGCAGAAACUGAACCUGCCUCCAUGCCUCAUGGGAAUUUAGUUGCCUGUCCAUAACCCUUGGCAGUUUAUUAGGAAAAACAAUAAAUGCAAACAGAAGAGAGAUAUGCAUAAAGGUAAAGCUGUAGAUUGGAUUCAUAAACUACAGAGAGAUGAGUAGUAGAAUAUAUAAUAAACAUCAUUUACUUUAAUUUUAAUUUUUAAACUUUUUAAACUUUCUUUCUUUCCAUACCCUAUUUUUCCUGGUGAGCUGGGAGAUGUAUGUUUGCUGUUGUCAAAUUUUUUUGAGAUUGACAGGAAACCCUGACUGAAUCAGACAGCUUUAUGUGGUGAAUUUUCAGCUUUUUUUCUUGGAUUGUGUUCUACUGGCAACAUCUGAUGUUCCAGGUGACAUGUUUGACCUGGGCUUCCUUUCCAAGUAUUUCAACAGUCAUUGUAAGAGAGUAUCCUGUAAGGUUCUCCAUUACCAUGGCUUGAUGUGCAUCUACUAACAAGUAGAUCUAUUUAUAGAAAAGUGUUCUUGCUUGCUACCUGAUAAAAUGAACUGGAGCAAUUACUUGUACACAAACAGACCUGCAAACAAGCAUACAGUUUGAACCUACACUUUGGGACACCAUCUUCUUGUGUGCCUUUUUAGACUUAGACCCUGAGGUGAACCUAUCAUGGGAGUUUCCUGGAAAGACUUCUUGAGGAGGGUUUUGCCUUCCUCUCAGGCUGAGAGUGUGACUUGCCCAAGACAAGUUAAUUUCCAUGGCCAAGCAGGGAUUCAAACUCUGGUCUCCCAGAGUCCUAGUCCAGCACUCAAACCACUACACCAGGGUUUCUCAAAAAAUUUCCCCCUGUAAUCCCCUUUUCAUCUACAUGCAGACAUCACCCCCACACACACACUUAUAGUACAGUAUAUGAACCAAAAUAUUUUGUGUAGCAUGCAUAUUUUUGUUUGCCUCACAGACAGCACCCUAUUGAUGGCACCUCUCUCACACACAGGCCCCAUGCACCCUCCACCUUAACUUCUGGGCUCUCAUGGUCUCUGCCUCUUCUUUUCACUUCCCUCUCCCCUAGUCAAGAAACCAUCUUGUAGUGGCAAAGGCCAUGUGCCUGCUACACCAAGGACAAACCGUAUGGAGAAGCUGAGCAGGAUAUUCAUAAAAAGGGAAAGCUGGGUUUUGCCAUGUCUAAAAUUGGGGGAAGGGUAAUAGGGGAAGACAUUUAAGCAUUGCUUUUGCAGGGAUGGUACAUGCACACACAGACUUGCCCCCUUUUCACAUUUGCUGCACCACCACCACUCGAGAACUAUUGCAAUACCUCAGUCUGCUUCUUGGGACACAUACUCACAAUUUUACUGAACGGCAAGGUGAAGCACCCCCCCAAACAGAUCUGCUCUGGGGCUGCUGUUCUGUAUGCUGCUUGAAAAGGCAUUAUGAACUGCUUGCUUGCCAAUGAUUCUGUUGUAGAAGUAAUUUUG
This is a messenger RNA of Sceloporus undulatus (fence lizard), 2354 nucleotides long. RefSeq names its product cyclin dependent kinase inhibitor 3 (gene CDKN3). Gene Ontology annotation, molecular function: protein tyrosine phosphatase activity. NCBI's taxonomy places the organism in Eukaryota, Metazoa, Chordata, Lepidosauria, Squamata, Phrynosomatidae. Gene Ontology annotation, cellular component: nucleus. The record is from RefSeq and is a predicted model, not a curated record. Gene Ontology annotation, biological process: protein dephosphorylation. The transcript is spliced from 8 exons. The coding region runs from base 62 to 826 and encodes 254 amino acids.